GCAGGUGAUCAGAAAGACACUCAGAGAACGUUUCUCCUUUAGAUAAGCUGUAAUCAUGUCAUACUAUGAGGAAAAAAUCAAGAAAAUGCUGCCUAAGGCAUAUCUGCGCAAGCAUGUGGCUCAUGAGAUAAGUGUUGCUGUGACUCACUUCAAACACCUUGUGCCAGUGAUGGACAAAUACUUUUACAACGAUGGAACCACAAAAGACUUGAUGAGUCUAACUGGAACCAUUCCAGUCAAGUUUGAAGAUGAGACCUUUAACAUCCCUGUGUGUCUGUGGCUUGAGGAAAGCUACCCUCAAACUGCUCCCAUGUGCUACGUCAAUCCCACACGGGAGAUGAAGGUGCUCAAAGGAAAGUUUAUGUCCAGCAACGGUGAAGUGAUGCUGCCGUACCUUAAUGAAUGGAAAAAUGGUCAAUGUGAUCUUGUGAGCCUCCUCCAGGUGAUGUGUGUCAUGUUUGGAGAACACCCUCCUUUAUGCAGCCUCUUACAUCAACCCGAUCCAGAGCCAGAACAGGCCUCCUGUUGGCUGCAGUUCCACAGACAAGCACAGGUGUUUUCCAAAUCAGAUGGAAGUAUGUAUCUGAGUUUAUCCGAGGAGGAUGGUCAGCAUUUUCAGCAGGAACAUGAAACAAACUGCUAGUCUCUGGUGAAAGUUUCACGACCAUUUUUGUUAGGACUCUGUUUUCUGACUGUGAUUUUGUGUUUCUUUUCCUUUAUCAAUGGUAUCCAUUCAUAUGUUUGUGUCAUUAAUUAAUUCUGCUUGUCCAGUAAAUAUCAAGCCUGAUAGAUACAAAAUUUUUGAUUAUGUUUGGUGAAGAUUUAGUGCACUUUUCAACAUGCUUUUGAGUGUUUUUUCAUCUGAACAUAUCCAGCUGCUUAGGCAUAUGCCUGACUUUAUUGCCCCGGAUCAUUUUAUAACCUUGUUUGACUGCACAUAGAGAAUUCAUUUUAUUCUGCCUUAUCUAGAAAUGUUUUGGACUACUGACCCGUGAAUAGAUCUAUGGGUAGUUUCAGGAACACACACCCUGCCAUAUGCAGCCCAAUAAAGGAUGAUUUGUCUCUCACACUGUGGAAAUAAUUUAAGUUUGAGGGGAGUAAAAAGUUGAAGAUUUCAACAUUUCUCCUUAUUUUAUAACCUAAAAUAUAUUGUCUACUGUAGGCCAACUUUGUUUUGCACAUUGAUAAAAAUUGUUGCACGUGUUUAAAAUUGUUGAGUUCAUUAAAAAAAUUCAACUGAUUUAUAAAACAUAUCUAUUAAUCUCAAAGUUUGACACAAAGUCUAAACUACAAAACCACAGAGAAAAACUGGACUCUUGAGAAAAGUGACAUAAUUAUUAUAUUAAAUACAAUAAAAUGUCAUGUCCAACAAGUGUGUGUUUUCUUUGUGGAAACUACUUCAAGGAUAAAUGGCAAAUCAAAGUGUUUUAUACAAUUUUGAAGACAAUUUCUGCAUUGUGGUGUGUGAC
Messenger RNA from Notolabrus celidotus (New Zealand spotty), 1469 nucleotides. RefSeq lists its product as uncharacterized. Gene Ontology annotation, biological process: protein modification process; endosome to lysosome transport; protein transport. NCBI's taxonomy places the organism in Eukaryota, Metazoa, Chordata, Actinopteri, Labriformes, Labridae. The coding region runs from base 56 to 643 and encodes 195 amino acids. The transcript is spliced from 6 exons. The record is from RefSeq and is a predicted model, not a curated record. Gene Ontology annotation, molecular function: ubiquitin binding. Gene Ontology annotation, cellular component: ESCRT I complex.